AUGCCUCAAGAGCUCGACACCACCAUUGCGAACCUGCGUGCCAAGGCUGAGCCCUGCGAGAACGUCAUCGAGGUCCUCGAGAAGCUUCAGAAGGACAAGAAGUACCACAUGGCUAUCGUCUCCUCGUCUGCUAUGCCCCGUGUCGUUGCCUCCAUCGAGAAGACCAAGAUGGACCAGUUCUUCGGCAAGCCCGACGAGGGCAUCUUCUCCGCCGCCAGCAGCAUCAACCCCCCCGUCUCCAAACCCAACCCCGCCAUCUACCUCCACGCCUGCGAGAAGCUUGGCUUCAAGCCUAGCGAGUGUAUUGCUAUCGAGGACAGCAGGAGCGGUGCUACCGCCGCCAAGAACGCCGGCAUCCCUCUUUUGGGAUACGUCGGACCCUACUACGAGGAGGGCCAGGAGAAGCUGGACUCCAUGAUCAAGCUCUUCCGCGACGAGCUUGGUGCUUUUGACGUUAUGCACAACUGGAAGGACUUUGAGAGCAUCUUGGCCAAGUACGAGAGCUCAUAG
Molecule: messenger RNA, 510 nt
Organism: Colletotrichum spaethianum
Lineage: Eukaryota; Fungi; Ascomycota; Sordariomycetes; Glomerellales; Glomerellaceae
Product: protein CbbY
Exons: 2
Coding region: 1-510 (169 amino acids)
Source: RefSeq, a predicted model, not a curated record